Lolium perenne is the source of this 835-nucleotide messenger RNA. NCBI's taxonomy places the organism in Eukaryota, Viridiplantae, Streptophyta, Magnoliopsida, Poales, Poaceae. The record is from RefSeq and is a predicted model, not a curated record.
ACCUACGCGCUCAUUUUCUCCUCCCACUCACCUUUCUUUCCUCUCCUCUGACGAGAGAGGCGGCGCCAUGGUCGCCCAGCUACCACGCCGGCGCGGCCGCGCUUGCUCGCCUGAGCUCGCACGCGUGCGUUCAUCGAAGCGAGCGGCUCUGUCAAUCUCGUCUUUCCGGGGUAGCGCGCGUGGCUGGGGCGGCUGCUGAACGCCGGUGAUGGUGCGCCGGCAACCAGGACGCGCCGGCCACGACGCGUGCCACGGAGAUUCGUCUCCCACCAUGCGCCAUCCUCGUUCCCUCCGCCGGCAAGGGAACACGGGAGAGCCGACCAGCAAGAAGAGAUGGCGGCCAGGGGACUGCGGUGUGCUGCUGCUCGCCGGCCCCUUCUCCACAGCGCCGCCGGCGACCUCGUCCGCUACGAGAUCGCUUCCACCGGCCAGCUUGCGCGGUUUUUUGAAGGCUGAUGCAGCUCGCAGGGGUUGCAGCGAUGCCCUGCCUGCGUGCUUACGAAAAUGCCAUGCGGCUGCUGCUGAACAGGUCGUGGCGGCGAGUUCACCGCACUGCACCCUUAGUGGUGGCGCUAUCUCGGUUUUGGCUACAAUUCUCUCGGGUGAUUCCUUGAGUCGAUGUCCAGUGUCUGGCCAUUAAAUUAAUUAUAUAUGGACCUUUUCUGGUACUAGUUUGUGCUACUGGUGAUUUUGUUUCCCUGCUUGUUCUUUCCCCUUUGCACAAUUUGAAAGAUGUUUCCUUUGCCAAUUCCUUGUAUACCAUUUCCUAGAUGACCAGUUUUCUGUUUUUGCCAAUUCCCAAUAUGUGUAUGUGAUGUCCAUGGUGCUGGAUAUA